Alligator mississippiensis (American alligator) is the source of this 899-nucleotide messenger RNA. Its product is annotated as alpha-aspartyl dipeptidase. The transcript has 8 exons. Gene Ontology annotation, molecular function: serine-type peptidase activity. Lineage: Eukaryota; Metazoa; Chordata; Crocodylia; Alligatoridae. Bases 25 to 768 code for a protein of 247 amino acids. The record is from RefSeq and is a predicted model, not a curated record. Gene Ontology annotation, biological process: proteolysis.
GCCCAGGCGCUGCUGGCGGCGGCGAUGGGCGGCUCGCGGAGGCUGCUGCUGGUCUCCAACUCCAGGCUGUACGGCUGCGGCGGGUACCUGGGCCACUGCCAGCAGCAGGUCGCCGCUUUCUUCGGGGAAAAAGUCAAGAGGAUCUUGUUCAUUCCAUAUGCGCUUCAUGACCAAGAUGCCUACGCCAAGACUGCGAGAGAGAAAUUUGAAAGUUUGGGCUACGGGCUAGACAGCAUACAUGAAUCUUCUGAUCCCAUAGAAUCUGUAAGGAAAUCUGAAGCAAUAUUUAUAGGGGGUGGAAACACAUUUCGUCUCUUGAAAGCCCUUUAUGACAACAGUUUGCUACUGGAGAUCAGGAAGAGAGUUCUUGAGGAUGGAGUUCCGUACAUGGGGUCCAGCGCAGGAACUAAUGUAGCUACCGUCAGCAUAAACACAACCAAUGACAUGCCAAUUGUGUACCCACCUUCCUUCCAGGCCCUGGGAUUGGUUCCUUUUAACAUCAACCCCCAUUUCUUGGACCCAGAUAAAAAAAACACUCACAUGGGUGAGACACGUGAGGAAAGGAUUCGUCAAUAUCAUGAGGAACCAAAUACCCCUCCAGUACUGGGCUUGCGUGAAGGAUCAAUGUUACUAGUGGAAGGAGAUAAAGCCACUCUGCAAGGAGUAACCAGAGCUAGACUGUUUUUAAGGGGUAAGCCACCAACUGAACAUGAGCCUGGUACAGAUUUCAGUUUCCUGCUGAUGGCUGGUAACCCCCAAGCACCAUAACCUUUCUUAAAGUGGAACAAGAUGCAGCACUACAGUAUCCAGAUGGAAAGAGAUGAAAAAGAAGCUUCCAGUUCUUGGGAAUGAGGGGGAAAAUAGACUUACUUCUAUAAAUAAAGCUGGAUUUAAACGUA